Pieris macdunnoughi is the source of this 426-nucleotide messenger RNA. Lineage: Eukaryota; Metazoa; Arthropoda; Insecta; Lepidoptera; Pieridae. The record is from the annotation of a GenBank genome assembly.
AUGGGAUCAAGCGAAACAAACCCCUUUAUUGAGACGGGGUAUCGUUGUAUCGCCAUUGAAUGUUUCAGAGGGCCCUGGUAUCUCUUUGCAUCGCUAAAUAGCAAACAGAUCAGCUCUGCUCUGCCCAGCUCUUCUCUGCUCAGCUCUACUAAGCUCUGCUCAUCACUGUUCUGCCCAGCUCAGCUCAACUCUUCUCUGCUCAGCUCUGCUCUGCUCUGCUCACCACAGCUCAGCUCCGCUCUUCUCUGCUCAGCUCUGUUCUGCUCAGCUCCACUCAGCUCAGUUCAGCUCAGCUCCGCUCAGCUCUGCUCUGCUCAGCUCUGCUCGGCUCUGAUCGGCUCUGCUCGGCUCGGCUCUGCUCCGCUCAGCUCUGCUCUGCUCAGCUUAUUUUCUACAUUGAAAAAUCAAUUGCUUUCAAUACUUUAG